AUGCUAUCUAGAUAUGGAGUGGUGCAGACCAAGAUGCAACAGGAGAGAUCCCAGCAGAUUGCACAUCACAUUCAGGAGCACCUACAACCUAUACUACAAGUCGAUUCGAACGAACAGCAACCAAGCGAAUUUGAUGCAGGGAUAAUAAUGGAUGGGGUGGCAAGCUGGGCCCUUGUCAUCACAGUGCUUGUACAGUUUGCCCUUCACGACCCUGCAGAUUUGUGGAAGCCAGAUCUUGUCCUCCUGGAUUACAACCUCAGGGAGCUUGAUUUCUCGCAAAAGGCGUGGAAAGACGUCCUCACAGAAGUUGAGAUCACCCAAUCUGAUCUCUCCACCGAUCACAAAACACCUCUGUUCCAGGGGGUUGCUACCAAGGGCUAUCUGACAAUGCACAAGCAACCCUGA
This is a messenger RNA of Suillus clintonianus, 405 nucleotides long. RefSeq lists its product as uncharacterized. The record is from RefSeq and is a predicted model, not a curated record. NCBI's taxonomy places the organism in Eukaryota, Fungi, Basidiomycota, Agaricomycetes, Boletales, Suillaceae. The coding region runs from base 1 to 405 and encodes 134 amino acids. The transcript is spliced from 3 exons.